GCGAGGGGGGAGCGACGCAUUAUUGCAGUAGAGGAGAACAGCUCGCAGACACGCUGCGCUAAUCCAAAAACCAUCGCACGCAGAUGUUUAUGCGCGCGUCGCUUUCGUCAGAAGAGGACAGCGUUGGUGUUAGCGGCAGCCGGCCCAAGGGAAAUCGAAAUAGUCACAUACCUGGGCAAGACUAUACUGAAGACUUGUAUAUAUUCAGUGCGAACUGCUUUUGACUUAAUUGUCCGUGAUUUCUCUUGGAAUUCACGCAAAGAAGAAAGCGCCAUAACUGGAUUACAAACACCUCCAAGGGAUCUCAGAUCUUUCUCUCUGCACUUCAACGUUCUACCAGCAGAACUCGUCGGACUGUUCUUUGAGGCUGAAUUUUUAGCCAGCGACCCUACCCCUCUAUCUCGUAUCCAGCUUACUCCUCCACCGUCGUCUUCAUCAGGGCAAUAAGAAAUAGCUGCAUAGAGGAUGUCCGCUCCAGCUCCAGACGCUGCGGCCCCUGCUGGGCCCCCCGGAGCCCCUGGUGCUCCUGGUGGAGAGGGUGCGCCAGCUGGAGGUCCUCCUCCUCCCCCAAACACCAGCAGUAACCGCCGGCUACAGCAGACACAAGCGCAAGUGGAAGAGGUGGUGGAUAUCAUGCGCGUGAAUGUGGAUAAAGUCUUGGAGAGGGACCAGAAACUGUCUGAGCUGGACGACAGGGCCGACGCACUGCAGGCUGGGGCAUCACAAUUUGAGAGCUGUGCUGCAAAGCUGAAGAACAAGUACUGGUGGAAGAACUGCAAGAUGAUGAUUAUGAUGGGUAUUAUUGGAGUCAUCGUGGUUGGAAUAAUUUUCUUGUAUUUCUUCUCAUAACCUCACUGAGCUCGCAGGGAGGAUUAAAGGAGGUGGAAAAAGCAAAGCAGAAAAAGCCCACUCCUAUAACCUCCAUGCCUCUUCCUGCCACCCUUCUUCACUCUCGUCCUCUCCAUCUUGCCAGCUGAUACUGCAGUGUGACCAUAGUAAAGAGAUGCACCUGAGCUCUGCAUUCUUCCCCACCUGCUGGGCCAUCCACAUAUGCUUUAAGAGUAACACACACACACACACACACUCUCACACACACACACACACACACACAGACACUCUCUCUCUCUCACACACACA
Molecule: messenger RNA, 1137 nt
Organism: Electrophorus electricus (electric eel)
Lineage: Eukaryota; Metazoa; Chordata; Actinopteri; Gymnotiformes; Gymnotidae
Gene: vamp1b
Product: vesicle associated membrane protein 1b
Biological process (GO): vesicle-mediated transport
Cellular component (GO): membrane
Source: RefSeq, a predicted model, not a curated record